ACAAGUCACACACAGAAGUAGGGUUUCACGUAGUUGUCGUCUCCGAAGAAGAGCAUCGCAACCCUAACCAGAAGCAGCGCCGCGCAACCCUAAUCGAGUGACAGCAACCAUGGGUCGUAUGCACAGCCGGGGUAAGGGUAUAUCCUCUUCUGCUUUGCCAUACAAGAGGACACCUCCAAGUUGGCUCAAGAUCUCUUCGCAAGAUGUUGAAGAAAAUAUUUGCAAGUUCGCGAAAAAGGGUUUGACGCCAUCGCAGAUUGGUGUCAUUCUUCGAGACUCUCACGGUAUUGCUCAGGUGAAGAGCGUCACCGGCAGCAAAAUCCUGCGGAUCCUCAAAGCUCACGGUCUUGCGCCUGAAAUUCCGGAGGAUCUGUACCAUUUGAUCAAGAAGGCAGUUUCAAUUAGGAAGCAUCUGGAGAGGAAUAGAAAGGACAAGGACUCCAAGUUCAGAUUGAUUCUUGUGGAGAGCAGAAUCCACCGUCUUGCUCGCUAUUACAAGAAGACUAAGAAGCUCCCACCAGUUUGGAAGUAUGAAUCAACAACCGCCAGCACUCUUGUUGCUUAGAGAAUGUAUCGACUUUCAUGUGUUUGUUGGGUUGCAGUCGCUGCCGGAUUAGCAAUUUGCCAUAUCAUUUUGGAGUUUAUUUGGAGUCUAGAUAGGUAAUGCAGUGUCUUAGUUUUUUUAUAAGAACCUAUGGUUAGACCGAAAAGGAUACUUGAACUAGUUAAUUUAUCAAUGUGGUGUUCUUUUUUCUAUUUAAGUGUUGGAGAACCGGCUGUUGUCAUUUGAAGACAUGGCUGACUGCAGUUUUUGAUUUUAAUUUUAAGUAAUAUAUGUUAAAAAAUUUUGCAGGAUCA
Gastrolobium bilobum is the source of this 858-nucleotide messenger RNA. Its product is annotated as small ribosomal subunit protein uS15. Bases 110 to 565 code for a protein of 151 amino acids. NCBI's taxonomy places the organism in Eukaryota, Viridiplantae, Streptophyta, Magnoliopsida, Fabales, Fabaceae. Gene Ontology annotation, biological process: translation. Gene Ontology annotation, cellular component: nucleolus; cytosolic small ribosomal subunit; ribosome. The transcript has 4 exons. The record is from RefSeq and is a predicted model, not a curated record. Gene Ontology annotation, molecular function: small ribosomal subunit rRNA binding; structural constituent of ribosome.